AUGGAACUGUCCCAGCUCCUCAAUGAGAUCAGGGCAAACUAUGAAAAGCUCCUCACCAGCAAUCAGAUAGAGACCGUGCUGGCCACCAGGAUCCAGUUAGAAGAAGACCUAAACAAGAAAAUGGACAAAGAUGAGGAGGCCUUGAGGGCAGCUCAAGCAGAACUCAAGGAAGCCCGACGCCAGUGGCACCACCUGCAGGUGGAAAUCGAGUCUCUCCACGCGGUGGAACGGGGCCUUGAGAACUCCCUGCAGGCCAGUGAGCAGCACCACCAGACGCAGCUGCAGGACCUGGAGGCUGUGAUCGGAGGCCUGGAAAAAGAGCUGCAGGAGGUCCGGCGUGGUGUGGAGAGGCAGCUGCAGGCACACGAGCUGCUUCUCAACACCAAGAUGAGGCUGGAACAGGAGAUUGCCACCUACCGCCGCCUCCUGGAAGGGGAGGAAAUCAGAUAUUAUGGUUGUAUCCAAGGUGAGAAAAAAGACCAAAAACCUGGCACAAGCAGAGUGGGGUUUGUUUUACCUUCAGCCAUCAUAAAUGAAAUCUCUUUCUCAACAAAACUCCCACAAAAGUAUGAGAGUGAAAAUGUGGAAACCAUGAGCAAACAGGCGACAUUAGAUGGAAAUGUCGUGAAGGAGAGCACGGAAGCGCACGGCACUAUUCAGACCGAGAAGGUAGACGAAAUGAUCAAAGAGUGGGAAGGCUCUUUCUUUAAAGAUAACCCUCGGUUAAGGAAAAAAUCCGUUUCUCUUCGAUUUGAUCUUCACUUAGCAGCCACAGAUGAAGGUUGCUUCCAGACUCAGCAGGAUAACCUGCCGGAUAUCGAGGUCAGGCUCAUCAUGAGGAGAUCCUGCAGCAUCCCCUCCAUCAAGCCUCCGUCCGCAACCACUUAACCCCAAGACCACAGGGGCUCACUUCGAACGUGACAUUCACAUGGACCAAGGUGGGCACUGCUGAACUCCUUCUGUCCCAAAUGGUAAGCCACUAAGUACAUGUGGGUGAUGUUACCCCAUGUGUGGGUCUCUUCAGAGGAGAAAAAUAUAUAUACAGUAAGGGACAUUCU
This is a messenger RNA of Ochotona curzoniae (black-lipped pika), 1058 nucleotides long. RefSeq names its product keratin 222 (gene KRT222). Bases 1 to 888 code for a protein of 295 amino acids. The record is from RefSeq and is a predicted model, not a curated record. Lineage: Eukaryota; Metazoa; Chordata; Mammalia; Lagomorpha; Ochotonidae. The transcript has 6 exons. Gene Ontology annotation, molecular function: structural molecule activity.